This is a messenger RNA of Pipistrellus nathusii (Nathusius's pipistrelle), 1224 nucleotides long. Lineage: Eukaryota; Metazoa; Chordata; Mammalia; Chiroptera; Vespertilionidae. The record is from the annotation of a GenBank genome assembly.
AUGGCGUCAAAGAAAUUUGCUAUUAAAUGCGGGGAUUUUGCUGUCCUGGUGGAUCUUCACAUCUCACCGCAAGGAUCAAACAAAGACACCAGCUGGUUUUCUGAACAGAACAAAGAGGAAAUCUGUUUACUGUUAAAAGAAACCAUUAAUUCAAGAGUUAAAGAGUACUUGGAAGUUCGUAAACAGCACAGGCCGUCAAAUACAGAAUUCACAAGAUCCAGUCCCUUGUCCUUAAAAGGUUAUGGCUUUCAAAUCACAGCCUAUUUCCUCAAGAGAGGGAUACGCCUUCGCUGCUUUGGGGGUUCACAGCGUCCUGAACUUCGUGUAUUCCCUGAUAGAUUUGUGGUCUGUGUAAGUCAGCUUGCAUUCAGCUGUGAUCUUUCAAGGCAGAAUGAAGAAUUGACGGGAAGAGCUCUCCAUGGAGUGUCUGGUUAUUUUGCUGAGUGUGCAGAGGGUCCACUUCCUCCCAGUGCAAAGCGCAAGAGAAGAGCUCUGAAAGAAAUCAUGAAAAGAGCUGAAACAAAAAGCAGCAGCAUGAGCAAAUCACAGGGCAGCAGGGACAUUGUGGGAACAUCGAGUGACUCAGUGGUUGCAGAGAUGGCAGUAAGAAGAGGUGAUAGCCAGGCUUCCUCCAGUGCCUCUCCAGAGUCCUCGGGGCAAGCAAAGGAUUGCACACAGGCAGCUGAGAGCCACUGGGGGCUCUCUGUUCAAAAGCUGGAACAUGUUCCUCAGACCCAGCCAGAGGAUACCGGCAGCCAGCACAAACCUCAUCCUGGGGCGUGGUUACAGACGGGGCUUCGAAGUGGGAGCGCUGUCUGGAGCUGUGAGUCAGCAGCACCGGGUCCAAAACAAAGUCCACGAGGGGCCCGAGCACAGCAGAAACGCAGGCCCCGCGGCUCUGCGCAGGGCUCCGUCCACUGCAAGAGAGUUUCUCUUGGAAGUGAUCGAUUCCUCCCGCGAGAAAUGAGAGCGGGAACAAGCCAGGCUGUCGGGGUUUUGCCAACAUCAGAGCUGUCAGAUCCGGGGUUACUUUUGAAAGAGGAUUUGGCAAAAGCCAUGUCUAAUGAAGAGUUGCAUGUUUUGGAAAAUCUCUCCUCCAGACAUCUUAUGAAAAGUGAGCCAGGGAAGGCCGACCAAACCAGCUCAACCACCAACACUGAAAGAUUAGCUACAAUCCAGGGCAGCCCAGGCAAAAAAAGGAAGAAGUCCGAAAGAGGCCACUGA